Fonsecaea erecta is the source of this 2421-nucleotide messenger RNA. RefSeq lists its product as hypothetical. The record is from RefSeq and is a predicted model, not a curated record. NCBI's taxonomy places the organism in Eukaryota, Fungi, Ascomycota, Eurotiomycetes, Chaetothyriales, Herpotrichiellaceae. Gene Ontology annotation, molecular function: ABC-type oligopeptide transporter activity; ATP hydrolysis activity; ATP binding. Bases 1 to 2421 code for a protein of 806 amino acids. The transcript has a single exon. Gene Ontology annotation, biological process: transmembrane transport. Gene Ontology annotation, cellular component: membrane.
AUGAUUGCUACGCGCACCUCGGUGCUGCUCGCUUUCAGGCCUUUUCAACAUGGCUCCCGAUUAAAUCAGCUCGAUCAGAAUAUCCUUCUCUCGUUAUUUAAUUCUUCUCCUCGACACUCGCGGAUAUUGUCUCGCGGGGUUCAUCAAUGGCAGCGCCCGAAGCCUUCCAGAAAUCAGAACCCGUUUCAAUCACUGAAGUUACUCAGCGGUUCUGCGCCAAGGGCAGACGGUGUCAAUGUGCCCUUCCGGCCUCGCAUAACUGCUCAGGCAGUAUACUUUUCGAGCGGUCGCGCACUGUACGAAACGCCCACUCCGAUCAUCAAGGAGCAACAGCGAACAAAACCCACUGACGAAACGGGUGACGAGGAUGCGUUUCACAGGAGUGAAAAGGCACACCAGGCUUCACAUGUGAACCUCAGCGCGAGGUUGUCAAAAGAGGGUGCUGCGGGCAAGUCAUCUGGCUUCGGAGAGAUAUGGCGGCUGAUCAAGAUUGCACGCCCGGAAGCAAAAGUCCUCGGCCUGGCUUUUCUCCUUCUCCUGAUCUCUUCGUCCAUCACCAUGUCAAUACCAUUUUCCAUUGGCAAGAUUUUGGAUAUAGCGACCAAAGGGGGAGCGAAGACAGAAGGCGCCGAGCUGGAACAAAAGACCGACAUGCUCUUUGGUCUGAGCUUGACAACAUUCUACACUGCACUCGUCUGUAUUCUCGCAACGGGCGCGGCAGCAAAUUACGGACGCAUCAUCAUCCUGCGAAUCGUGGGCGAGAGGAUUGUGGCGAGGCUGCGAUCCAGACUGUUCCGGCAGACUUACAUUCAAAAUGCCGAGUUCUUUGAUGCCAAUCGUGUCGGUGACUUGAUUUCCCGACUCAGCUCUGACACCAUCAUCGUUGGCAAGUCGAUCACGCAAAAUCUUUCAGACGGGCUUCGCGCGUUUGUCAGCGGGGCUGCUGGUUUUGGCUUGAUGGCAUGGGUGUCUCUGAAGUUGACUGGGAUCCUAGCGCUGCUCUUCCCUCCUGUUGCCCUCGGAGCAUUCUUUUAUGGGCGAGCGAUCCGGAAUUUGAGUCGAAAGAUCCAAAAGAAUGUUGGCACGUUGACCAAGAUUGCAGAGGAAAGGCUCGGCAAUGUUCGGACUUCACAGGCGUUCGCAGGUGAAAUCCUCGAGGUUCAUCGAUACAACACCCAGGUGCGCAAAAUCUUCGAGCUGGGCAAGAGAGAGUCGAUCAUUAGUGCCACGUUUUUCUCAUCCACCGGGUUCAUGGGCAACAUGACGAUCUUGUCGCUUCUAUAUGUUGGUGGUAGUAUGGUAUCGAGUGGCACCAUCAGUAUAGGGGAGCUCACCUCCUUCCUCAUGUAUACUGCCUACGCGGGUUCUUCACUCUUUGGGCUUUCGUCGUUCUACUCGGAGCUGAUGAAGGGUGUCGGAGCGGCAUCCCGAUUAUUCGAACUGCAGGACCGGGAGCCAACCAUAUCUCCCACGAAAGGUGAGAAGGUGGUAUCAGCACGAGGUCCCAUUCGGUUCGAGAAUCUCUCCUUCAGCUACCCUACUCGACCGGCGGUGAGAAUCUUUAGGAAUUUGGAUUUCGAGAUUCCCCAGGGUGCCAAUGUCGCCAUUGUCGGUCCCUCUGGCGGUGGCAAGAGCACGAUUGCUUCCCUGAUCCUGCGGUUCUACACACCUACGGAGGGCCGCAUCUUGAUCGACGGUAAGGACAUUGCCAAGAUGAACGUCAAAUCUCUCCGACGCCGGAUCGGCAUCGUGUCCCAAGAGCCGGUUUUGUUUUCUGGCACCAUCGCCGAGAACAUCGCCUACGGUCGACCUCAUGCAACCCGGGCGGAGAUCAUGCGUGCAGCGAGACGGGCAAAUUGUCAAUUCAUUAGCGACUUCCCCGAUGGGUUGGACACACCUGUGGGUGCUCGUGGCACCCAACUUUCUGGUGGUCAAAAGCAGCGCAUUGCCAUUGCUCGCGCCCUGGUCAAGGAACCCGAUAUCUUGAUCUUGGAUGAGGCCACCAGUGCCCUUGAUGCCGAGUCAGAAACCUUGGUCAAUGAAGCCCUGGCCUCGCUACUGAGGGGGAGCAACACGACCAUCUCCAUUGCCCACCGUCUUUCCACGAUCAAACGAUCCGACACCAUUAUAUGUCUGGGUUCCGAUGGACGUGUUGCAGAGAUGGGCAGUUACAAAGAACUCAGCAGUCGACCCGACGGUGCUUUUACGAAGUUGAUGGAAUGGCAGAUGAGUGGAGGCGAGAGGGCACAGGACGAUGUAGUCAAGUUGGCUAUCGAUCCGGAAGUGAAAGGACCGCCGACGGAGAAAGACGAGAUCGAAGUCGAGUUGGAAGAACAAACCGAGGGCGAGAGUGAGGAGGAUCUCGAAGGCAGCAAGGCACAAGAGACGGUCAAGCAGGCCGUGGAAGGGAAGAAGACGUGA